Diabrotica balteata is the source of this 792-nucleotide messenger RNA. Lineage: Eukaryota; Metazoa; Arthropoda; Insecta; Coleoptera; Chrysomelidae. The record is from the annotation of a GenBank genome assembly.
AUGGAAAAAAUUUGGCAUCACACCUUCUACAACGAACUUAGAAUCUCUCCCAGAAAACCACCCUGUCCUGCUCACCCGACAGCACCGUUAAAUCCAAAGAUCAAUCGCGAGAAAAUGACCCAAAUAAUGUUCGAAACGUUUAAUUGUCAUGCCAUGUACGUUGCUAUACAGGCUGUGCUGUCUUUGUACGCUAGCGGGAGGACAACGGGUAUCGUUAUGGAUUCGGGGGAUGGAGUAUCCCAUACAGUUCCUAUAUAUGAAGGUUAUGCCCUUCCACAUGCGAUCCUGCGUAUGGAUCUGGCUGGAAGAGAUCUCACAGACUAUCUAAUGAAACUGCUCACGGAACGUGGUUAUAGCUUCACAACUUCAGCAGAACGGGAAAUUAUCAGAGAUCUUAAGGAAAAAAUUUGCUACGUAGCGCUGGACUUCGACCAAGAUCUAGCGAUAGCUCAAAAUACUACUUGCUUGGAAAAAUCGUACGAACUGCCCGACGGGCAGAUCAUCACGCUGGGAAAUGAACGGUUCAGAUGUCCGGAAGCUAUGUUUCAGCCAUCUCUAAUUGGUAUGGAGAUCCCGGGAAUAGCAGAGACUACUUAUCUAUCCAUCAUGCGAUCCGAUAUGGACAUCAGGAAGGAUCUGUACGCCAAUACAGUACUCUCAGGAGGUAGUACUAUGUUUGUGGGUAUUGCGGAUAGAAUACAAAAAGAAAUAGCUGCACUGGCACCAGCUUCCAUGAAAAUCAAAAUUAUUGCACCUCCGGAGAGGAAAUAUUCCGUAUGGAUAGGUGCUUAA